Molecule: messenger RNA, 1662 nt
Organism: Daldinia caldariorum
Lineage: Eukaryota; Fungi; Ascomycota; Sordariomycetes; Xylariales; Hypoxylaceae
Product: cysteine proteinase
Exons: 4
Coding region: 1-1662 (553 amino acids)
Biological process (GO): proteolysis
Cellular component (GO): cytoplasm
Molecular function (GO): calcium-dependent cysteine-type endopeptidase activity
Source: RefSeq, a predicted model, not a curated record
AUGGUUACCUCUGGAUCUUCCUCUGAAUCUCCCCGCGGAGCUCCUAGCAACAUUGAUGCUUACGCCCUAUUUGAGGCUCUUACGGGCCACAAGAUCGACAGGCGCUAUAUCCCCUCCAGGACCAUGUCCGAGGACUACGAGGUCCUCGGUGACGAUAGGGAUGACCGCCCUCUCCUCGGCCAGGAGCCUUCUCCCGACGAGCCUCCAAAGGACGUAUUCAUCGGUGCCGUCAACCCGUACGCUCUGGUUGAGGCCAUGAUCGGUCACAGGCUGGACCGCCGCUCCCUGUCCACCGCGCGCAUCAUCGCGGACGUCCUGCAGACGGACUACGAGGAGCUCUUCGACCUGAAGCACAACUCGGUGCUCUUCGCGGGCCUCAAGCUCAACGAGGAGAACCGCGAGGCCGAGGAGCUCAACGAGAAGGACAUACAGAUCCUCGAGGAGCGCGACCUCGUGACCCCGGACCUGUCGCGCGUCAAGAAGAUCGACGACCUCGAGAAGAUCGGCCUCAAGGGCGUCGGCGACAUCCGUGUCAAGAUGGCGCGCAUGCAGAACGGCAAGCUGCGCCUCGUGCUCGACGGCAAGUCGCUCGGCAAGACUGUCGGCAACCACGACGUCACGCAGACCAUCAACGAGCUCGUGCUCCCCUUCCGCCACGGCGAGGAGGGCGGCCACUGGUCCCCGCCCAACAGCUCCUGGCGCGACAUGAGCGAGGUCAUCUUCCGCGCCUUCCCGCGCCGCUCCCUGAUGGACGGGGUGCCGCCCUUCGCCGUGCACGGCGGCGGCAUCCUGUCUCGCCACCAGCUCUGCGAGCAGUACCAGCACCGGUUCGACGACCCGACCCAGGGCGCCUCGAGCGACAGCUGGCUGAUCGCGGCCAUCUUCUCCGUGUUCUGGGCGAACCCGGCCAUGAUCAACCGGUCGACGCGGAUGAUUUCGGGGCCGAUGGACCGCGGGAACAACAACGGCGACGACGACGAUAACAACGGGGGGAACGAUCGUCGACCCACCCUCAGCGUGCGCUUCCACGACAAGGGCGGGCGCAACAACGCCGACACGGACACCGUCGAGGUCGACUACCAGGUGCCGGUCAACAACACGACCGACAUGCCCAUCUACGCGCGCUCGAGCGACGGCUACGAGACCUGGCCCGCCCUCUACGAGAAGGCCUUCGUCAAGUGGAUGACGCGCUCCGAGGACAAGGGCCGCGUCGACUUGACGCAGGCUCAUAGCGGCGACCCGAUCAAGGCCAUGGCCCAAAUCAACGGCCGCGAGCCCCGCUACUACUUCACUGACCGCCACUCCGGGGCCGAGCUCGUGGGCCUCGUGCGCUCGUGCAGCGUGAACAAGCGCACCAUCAGCCCCAUGGCCGCGUGGACGCACGCCACGGGAGACAUGUUCCGCGGCAGCAAUUUGGUCGCUAACCACGCGUACUCGGUCCUGGGCUGGGUCAGCGAGGGCCAGGAAGAGAACCAAUACAUCAUCAUCCGAAACCCGUGGGGCGUCACCGAGCCCCGCGGCCUAACGUCCUACCCCGGCCUCCUCGACCGAGUCGAGCCAGAAUUCUGGCCGCCAGCGGCCCUUCUUGACCGCGAUGGCGUUUUCAGCGUCGAAGUUCAGGCUUUCAAGAAGUACUUCGCCUGCAUCGGCGUUGCCAAGUAA